AUGAUCGAUCCGAAUGAAGCCAAGGUUGAAGCCCUCUUGGACAUCAUCAACACCUCUGCACGCGAAGCAAUGGCGGAAUACAAGAAAACUGGACAUGGAGUCCCUGGUGUUGACGCAGGCGCCUUCCACCCCCUCGACCUCGCUACAGAUGGACUUGCCCUCAGAAAGGCGAUCAGGCUGCUUGAGGGUGCAUGCGAGCAAUUGAAUACAAUACUGGCUCCUCCUCAACACACGGCAUAUAAUUUCGUUAAUAAUUACAACUGGGCGUGCAUAGACGUCGCCGUGCAAGCACGUAUUGCAGACAUCUUGGACAAACACCCCGAAGGUCUUAGUGUCGAUGCGUUGGCUGACAAAGUCAACCUCGAUAAGACCAAGAUCGCACGCGUCUUGCGAAUUUUGGCUCUCAGAGGUUGUUUCAAAGAAGUCAAGCAAGACGUUUUCGCAAACACGCGACUCUCCCUCGUGCUCAAGUCAACAAACAACAGUGGGUGUUUUAUAGGAUAUCAACGGGAAUUCCCCAAGUAUGCUGCGGUUCUCCAUGAGACUAUGAUCGACAAAGAGUUUGCAAGAUCGGACAAGGCUGAACAUUCCCCUCGAGCAUUCGCUCUCAGAAAGGAAGGUAAGAACAACGGCUUCUGGGACAUGGAUGAUGCCGCACACGAUAUAUUUCACAGAAGUAUGGUAGGCUAUUCUGAGAUCCAGAACUCAUUUGCGGUGCUGCAUCAUUACCCUUGGGCCAAUGUGUCCUCUGUUGUAGAUGUUGGAUCUGGAACGGGAGCCAUGUCUAUUCCUCUGGCGAAGAUGUUCCCUCAUCUUAGGAUAACCGAUCAGGACCUCCCAGAAACUAUCAAGCGGUCGAGAGAUAUAUGGAAGACGAAUGCUCCUGAGGCACUGCUUGACGGACGGGUAGAGUUCGUGCCAUUGAAUUUCUUAGAGGAGUCACCCGUUGCUGGAAAGGAUGUUUACUAUUUGAAGACUGUCCUUCACAACUGGCCAGACGAUGAGUCAAGGGUUAUUCUCCGUAACAUCCGCAAAGUGAUGGGACCAAACAGCCGAGUGUUGAUUCAUGACUGCGUGCCCCUGCACCCAUUCGACGAGUCUGACGUAGGGGCUAACGAGUUUAGUAAGGAUCAUAAGGCACCCAAACCCGAAUUGUUGAACUUCGGUGGCCAUGCGACGCACCAAUUUGACAUGCUCAUGUGGCUUCUUUUCAAUGGAAAGGAACGGACUUUGAACGAACUUAAGAUUAUCGGGCAAGUUCUUCCAUGCCUGGAUACGUUGACGUCUAAUUUGUUACAAUUCACAGUGCCAGUGCUGGUCUAG
Suillus bovinus is the source of this 1323-nucleotide messenger RNA. RefSeq names its product S-adenosyl-L-methionine-dependent methyltransferase. Gene Ontology annotation, molecular function: O-methyltransferase activity. The transcript is spliced from 10 exons. Bases 1 to 1323 code for a protein of 440 amino acids. The record is from RefSeq and is a predicted model, not a curated record. NCBI's taxonomy places the organism in Eukaryota, Fungi, Basidiomycota, Agaricomycetes, Boletales, Suillaceae.